Mandrillus leucophaeus (drill) is the source of this 6532-nucleotide messenger RNA. RefSeq names its product FERM domain containing 4B (gene FRMD4B). Gene Ontology annotation, cellular component: bicellular tight junction; adherens junction; cytoskeleton. Gene Ontology annotation, biological process: establishment of epithelial cell polarity. Bases 310 to 3414 code for a protein of 1034 amino acids. The transcript is spliced from 23 exons. The record is from RefSeq and is a predicted model, not a curated record. NCBI's taxonomy places the organism in Eukaryota, Metazoa, Chordata, Mammalia, Primates, Cercopithecidae.
UCCCGUGCCCGGGGAGCGCCGAGGGCCAGCUUGGUGGAGCUUAGCACAGCUUGCUCGGCGCUGCGAGCGGGCGGGGGUGGACACUGGGCUUCUGUGUGCCAGUCGCAGCCGUUGGCUGGCGGGCACCCAAUCCCAGGGCAUGCCGCCGGAGCCUGGCCAGGACGCACGGUGAAAGACGAGUUUGGUGGCAGGCUUGACCCCCCGGCUGCCAGCAGAAGUCGGCGUCGGGAGCCCAGGCGGGUGGGCCGCUGGGGUCGGGGCUGCAGCUACGAGAGCCGGGACCCCCGGGUUCGGAGCGAAGGAAGAGGCAUGGCUUCGGUGUUCAUGUGUGGUGUGGAGGACCUGCUGUUCAGCGGCAGCCGCUUUGUGUGGAACUUGACCGUGUCCACGCUGCGGAGAUGGUACACGGAGAGGCUGCGGGCUUGCCACCAGGUGCUGCGGACGUGGUGCGGGCUGCAGGACGUGUACCAGAUGACAGAAGGCAGGCACUGCCAGGUGCACCUCCUGGAUGAUAGGAGACUGGAGCUGCUGGUUCAGCCCAAACUUUUAGCAAGAGAGUUGCUGGACCUAGUGGCUUCACAUUUCAACCUGAAAGAAAAGGAGUAUUUUGGAAUAACAUUCAUUGAUGACACAGGUCAGCAGAACUGGCUACAGUUAGACCACCGAGUUCUUGACCAUGAUUUGCCCAAGAAACCAGGCCCAACCGUUUUGCACUUUGCUGUGAGGUUUUACAUUGAGAGCAUAUCGUUUUUAAAGGAUAAAACCACCGUGGAACUGUUUUUCCUGAAUGCAAAGGCCUGCGUGCACAAGGGGCAAAUUGAAGUAGACAGCGAAACCAUCUUCAAGUUAGCCGCGUUUGUUUUACAGGAAGCCAAGGGAGAUUAUACCAGUGAUGAGAAUGCCAGGAAAGAUUUAAAGACAUUACCAGCCUUUCCAACCAAAACUCUUCAGGAGCAUCCAUCCCUUGCCUACUGUGAGGACAGGGUAAUUGAGCAUUAUUUGAAAAUCAAAGGUCUCACUCGGGGUCAGGCUGUGGUUCAGUAUAUGAAAAUAGUAGAAGCUCUACCAACUUAUGGUGUCCAUUAUUAUGCAGUAAAGGAUAAGCAAGGACUUCCUUGGUGGCUUGGAAUCAGCUAUAAGGGAAUUGGCCAGUAUGAUAUACAAGACAAGGUGAAGCCUCGGAAGUUAUUCCAAUGGAAACAGCUGGAGAACUUAUAUUUCCGUGAGAAAAAAUUUGCUGUUGAAGUUCAUGAUCCACGAAGGAUUUCAGUUUCAAGAAGAACCUUUGGGCAAAGUGGCCUCUUUGUGCAAACAUGGUAUGCUAACUCUUCUCUCAUCAAGUCCAUUUGGGUAAUGGCAAUUAGUCAGCAUCAGUUUUACCUGGACAGGAAACAAAGCAAGGCAAAAAUUCCUUCAGCCAGGAGUUUAGACGAGAUUGCAAUGGAUUUGACAGAGACAGGAACACAAAGGGCCUCCAAGCUGGUGACACUAGAGGCGAAAAGUCAGUUCAUCAUGGCAAGCAAUGGCAGUUUAAUCUCCUCAGGUUCUCAAGACUCAGAAGUUAGUGAGGAGCAAAAGAGAGAAAAAAUCCUUGAACUAAAGAAGAAGGAGAAACUAUUACAAGAAAAACUUCUGAAAAAAGUUGAGGAGCUUAAGAAGAUCUGUCUGCGGGAGGCUGAGCUCACAGGCAAAAUGCCAAAGGAGUAUCCCCUGAACGUAGGCGAGAAGCCUCCUCAGGUCAGAAGACGUGUGGGUACUGCCUUCAAAUUAGAUGACAACUUGCUGCCGAGUGAAGAGGAUCCUGCUUUGCAAGAACUGGAGAGUAAUUUUCUGAUACAACAAAAGCUGGUGGAAGCUGCAAAGAAACUUGCCAAUGAGCCAGACCUUUGUAAAACUGUGAAGAAAAAGCGAAAGCAAGAUUACACAGAUGCAGUGAAAAAGCUUCAGGAGAUUGAAAAUGCAAUAAACGAAUACCGAAUUAGGUGUGGAAAGAAACCCAGCCAGAAAGCAGCAGUGUUACCAGAAGACAUAAUCCCCUCAGAGAGUAGCUCUUUGUCUGACACCACCACCUUUGAUGAUCCCAGUGACGCCUUCACUCUUGCUGGGCAGCGAUCAAGUUCAGUACCUCAUUCUCCAAGAAUUCUUCCCCCCAAGUCUCUUGGUAUUGAGCGAAUCCAUUUCAGAAAGUCGUCCAUCAAUGAACAGUUUGUGGAUACCAGGCAGUCCAGAGAAAUGCUGUCGACACACAGCAGCCCUUACAAAACUCUGGAGAGGCGGCCCCAGGGCGGACGAAGCAUGCCCACCACGCCAGUUCUUACCCGAAACGCCUACAGCAGCAGCCACUUGGAACCCGAAUCUUCCUCUCAGCACUGCCGCCAGCGGAGUGGAAGCCUGGAGUCCCAGUCCCACCUGCUCUCCGAGAUGGACAGCGAUAAGCCAUUUUUCUCCCUCUCCAAAUCCCAAAGAAGCAGCAGCACAGAAAUCCUCGAUGACGGGUCUUCUUAUACAAGCCAAUCAAGCACAGAGUAUUACUGUGUGACACCAGUUACAGGCCCCUAUUACACCACCCAGACCCUGGACACUCGCACCAGGGGUCGGAGGAGGUCAAAGAAACAGAAUGUUUCUACUUCAAAUUCAGGAAGCAUGCCCAACCUAGCACAAAAGGAUAGUUUGAGGAAUGGUGUCUACUCAAAGAGUCAGGAGCCACCGUCUUCCAGUUACUACAUUGCCGGGUACACGCCCUAUGCAGAGUGUGACUUUUAUUACAGUGGUAGUUAUGUCUAUGAGAAUGACACCGAGGGACAGUAUAGUGUCAACCCUUCCUACCGGUCCUCAGCCCACUAUGGAUAUGAGCGCCAGAGGGACUACAGCAGAUCCUUUCACGAAGACGAGGUUGACCGGGUACCCCAUAACCCAUAUGCAACUCUACGGCUGCCAAGAAAGGCUGCCGCAAAAUCGGAGCACAUCACCAAAAACAUCCACAAGGCCUUAGUCGCCGAGCACUUGCGUGGCUGGUACCAGCGGGCCACUGGGCAGAAGGAUCAGGGGCACAGCCUGCAGACCAGCUUUGACUCAGACAGGGGAUCACAGAGAUGCCUGGGGUUUGCGGGGCUGCAAGUACCUUGUUCUCCAAGCAGUCGUGCAUCCUCCUACUCUUCAGUGUCUUCUACAAAUGCUUCUGGGAACUGGAGGACCCAGUUAACCAUAGGGCUGUCGGAUUAUGAGACUCCAGCACAUUCUUCUUACACCAGCUGCUAUGGCAAUGUCUAUAAUCCUUUACCCUCUCCAAGCAGACAAUACACAGAAAUCAGUCAACUGGAUGGUACAGAUGGAAACCGGCUGGAAGACAGCCUGGAGAGUAGUGAGCAGAGACUCUUUUGGCAUGAAGAUUCAAAGCCUGGAACAUUAGUCUGAACUGCAGUUGGACCUCUUGACCAAGCACUGCGUUCUCACACUAGUGUGCCUUGCAAAUCGUAUUCGUCUUCCGAGAGGAUGUUCGUUUUAGAAACCUAAAGACAUCAUAGGUUGAAGAGAAGACUUAGUUGCCCUGGAAGUGAAUCAGUGAAUCACACAUGAAGCCCCACAAAGCCCCUGAAGGAGGAUUUGGCCUUUCAAACUCUAGGCACUAACCUAACUGCAGGGUCUGCCCACGUGUUGAAGUACUGCCAAGAGAGGACUCAGUGUGAAGCCUUCAUCAAUAGCAAGCACUUUUUAAGGGAAUAAAAGAUGUUAAAGGCAAACCUCAAAACCAUGAAAGGGCGUUCAGGAUGUCCCAUGGCAAUAAAGACAGGGGAAAUCUCAGAGCACAAUUCAGCAGGAUGAGAGAAAGGGAACCAGAAGCUCCGGAGUCAUUGCUCACCUCACAGAGUUUGAAUUCGCGAGCUGACGAAGAAUAACAUGCUCUUUGUACACAGACAUGGACAAUUUAUACAGUAUUGGAAAAUUACUUGAAGCUGGAUUUUCAUGAAGUUCUGAAUGAGUGUAAAUGUUUUUUAGGAUAUUAUAAAGAGCGGUGUUUUUCAUAAGUACCAUAAAAUGGGUUCUGGAAAAACUUAUUACCAUAGCAUCCUGUAAUAUAACUUAUGGUAGCAGAUUGGGGAAAAUGAAGCAGCCCACUGAAUAAUUGACAAAGUCUGCUUGGAGAAUGUUCUAAGGUACAAUAUCAUUGAGCUCCUUUUUCCUUUCUCCACUAAUUGCAUGAUGAGCUAUUGUUCUGGCUGGUAAUUCUCCAACUCGGCUGUCAUUUGAAGUGGCAGACUUAAUAUGGAAAGUUUUUAUAAUUAUCAGUUUGUAAAAGUAUUUUAAGAUGAUACAGAAGGCAUCCAAAACAACAGAAGAAAAAAAAAAAAGCCACGUCAUUUUAGAUGAAUUGCGUGCCUUAAAAUGGUGAACAUUAGAAAAUUAAACAAGUCUGGAUUCCACAAGUAGUUCCAAGUCACCAAGUGACAAAAACAAGGUUAACGUUAAAAAACAACAACAGCAACAACGACAAAAAACUCCAAGCUGCAGUGGAUUUAAUUAUGAGGCUAAAACUACCUCAUACUUUCCUGGGAAGAACUAAUUAGCUAUGGUUUAUUGUAGGGUUUUGUUUGUUUGUUUUUUAAAGCAAAUUAUUUCCAUAUUCCAGUUUGAUCUUUUUUGUCAUCUUUGUUUCAAAAUUCCAUAAAAGGUGCUCCUUUCCCCCCUCUUUUAUACAAGUUUCUUGUUCAUAUUGUGAAUAGAAAAGUUUCUGAACAACUUUUUUGGAACAUUUUCUAUCUAUAUUCCAAAGCAUGUAAUAUAUACAUAAAAAUGAUUUGUUAAACUGGUCCUUAGUCAUUUGUAUAAUUAGAAAUGAAGUUUGGGGAAAAAUUUUGGAAAAACAAGCAAAAAAAUAACUUAUUCCUUUUUUGCAUAUUUGUAUAGCCUUCUAGAAACAGAAAUAACCCUUUUGCAUAUUCUUUUAUUGUUCUGACUUUUCAAGACCUAUUAUUUUUUUACAUAGGUCAAUAAACGAAAGGUGUGCUACUGAAAAUGUUUACGUAUUCUUCCAUUUAUGUCAGGGCUUCAUGUGAAGCAGGUCGCAGUGUUCUACUUCAAGUAAUCAUACUAGGCAAAAUUUCGGAUUUUUAGUUAUAGUAUUACCAUAUUUUAUUAAUUCCAGGUUGUACAUUUUUAAAUAUUUACAUUUGAAAACAGGGUUCAUCUUUUGAUUGACGGCAUAUUCUACUUGAAUUGGCAGUUUUUUCUUAAUAAUACAUUAAAAAAUAAUGCUGUGUCUUACAAUAAAGUUGCCUUAGAAUUGAUGAAAUACAGUAGUUUGUCUCACUGAGGAUGACUGAUGAGAAUUUUUAGGUUUUUUCAUCUUGGGAAUGUUGUUUAUUUGUAGCAGGUAAUUUAUACUCAUUUCACAGACUGGCAAACAGGUCUUCUAAAUUCAAGAAAUUAGUUCUCUGACAUCCUUUAAUCCUACAUAAUGCAGAGAAGGGAGUGGAAAUGAAAUAUAGGGAGACCUUAAUAUUUCCAUACAUGUAUCUUGCAUAAAAUAACAUUUUUCUGUUCCAGAAAUGGUAUGAUUACAAUUGCAAGUAUGCCUUGAAAGGGCAAGUAUUACUUGGCUCCCAAAGAGGAAAAGAUGGUAUAGAAAUGGAAGCUCAGGGCCAGGCAUGGUGGCUCACACCUGUAAUCCCAGCACUUUGGGAGGCCGAGGUGGGAGGAUUGCUUGAGCUCAAGAGUUCAAGACCAGCCUGGGCAACAUGGUGAAACCCCAUCUCUAUGAAAAUACAAAUAUUAGCCAGUUGUGGUGAUGUGUGCCUGUAAUCUUAGCUACUUGGGAGACUGAGCUGUGAGGAUGGCUUGAGCCUAGGAGGCGGAGGUUGCAGCGAGCCAGGAUCAUGUCACUGCAUUCCAGCCUGGGCAAUAGAGCCAGACCUUGUCUCAAGAGGGGGAAAAAAAAGGAAGAAAGAAAUGGAAGCUCAGCAAUCCUAUUGCAUGGAUUUCUUCGUCUCUUUUGAAAAACAUUUCUCAACCACAUUGGUGUUAAACCAAUUAAACUACAUUAUUUAUUAAAAGCCAAAAAGUGACAAAAGUACAUUAUUCAACAUGUAAGUUUCCUCUUUUUUAUUACAAAAUACCAUAUACUCAUGGUAAAAAUUUUAAAUGCAAAACCAAAAUAGUACAUAACAAAAACAUAAUCGUGCCCAUUAGACUAACUCUCAGAUAUGAUAGUUAAUUUACUGUAUAUUUGUUUGGAUUUUUUUAUGCAAAUAGCAACUUUUUAAAAGUCCAGCAUAUUACAAGUACAGUUUUACAACUUAGUUUUUUGUUUGUUUGUUUUGUUUUUUGCCUAAUAUAUCUUAGGCCUCUGUAUCAAGACAUACUGAACUACCUCAUAAAGAUGUAUGUUUAUUUAGCAAGGUGGAUUUUUUAAAUUGCCUCACCUUCCUUGAUAUUUGUCUAUUUUUCAACAUUUGAGAAAAUUUUUCAAAAUUCUUCCUUGUAUUCACAAAAACUUAAAUAUUAUAAGAAAUAAAGAUUUCAGAAUUGUUUUAAA